Molecule: messenger RNA, 1226 nt
Organism: Rubroshorea leprosula
Lineage: Eukaryota; Viridiplantae; Streptophyta; Magnoliopsida; Malvales; Dipterocarpaceae
Source: the annotation of a GenBank genome assembly
CCCAACACAAAACCUCAAGCUUUUCACUUCAAUUUUUGUGUGGGAUCUACUGUGUUUUUGGUGUGGUUGUUGUGUUUUCUCUCUCAUGGCUUCAAGAAGGGGCGGAAGCAAAAGGAAACAGAUUGGAAGUUCUAGUGCUGGAGGACAAGCUCAAGAGGAAGUGGGGUCCUUUGCACCAGAAAAUAGAGCACUACAGUGGAUUGUAUCUCGCAUUAUUGCUCAAAGAAAGGGGUCAAAAUCUUUUGUAUUUGCUAGUGAUCUUCCCUGGUUCAACUAUCUUCUUAACGGAAAAAGGGUGAAUCUUGGAAGAUUCAUUUUCCGGAGCUUAAUCAAGAAUUACUCCUCUGAUAUGGGUCUUCCGCAUGGUGCAUUGAUUACUAGGCUAGUAAAAAGGAACAACAUUGAUCUUGAAUCUUUUAAGCAUGGGAUAAUUAAAGCUGGAACUACUCUCUCUAAAGCAUCCUUUGAGAAAAUGCAAUAUGAGUUUCGGAAUGGUAGUUGGAGGAAGCAAGGGCAUCAAGCAAUGGAACAGCAAAGUGAUGAAGAAGAAGAUGAUGCGGAUCAAGAAAUGGCAGAACAGGGGGAAGAAGAACGUGGAGGUGAUAGCCCAAGACCCUUUCAAGCCUCCAUGCAAAGGACAAAUCGCGAAACCAUGGAGCUAAUGAUAUUUGAGAUGCGGCAGCUGCACACCAACUUCUAUGGUUUCUGGAAAGAAAGAGAGGGAGAAUGGAUACCAUGGAUGGAAAGCUUGAUCAGCUUGUUAACCAUUUUUUUCCUCCACCCUCACCUAGUGCCACCUAACUUGAUAUUUCUUUAGUAUUGGCUAAUUUUUAGGAUGGACAUCUUAGGCUUAUGCAUGUUAAGUUUAUUUAUGUUUUUCUUUAUCUUGAACCUUUUAUCAUAUAUUAUGAAUUCUCAUGGCACUUGACUUUGGUAUGAUAUAAUCUUUGUGGUAUAACUUGUGUUGAUAUUGGCAUGACUUUUGGUAUUGAUUGUCUAUGAUUUUGAUGAUUAUAUGCUUUUAUUGAGGGGGAGUUUAUUGGUUGAUGAUUGUAUUCAUGACUUUGGUUGUCUAUGGUGCUAUAUUGAUGAUGAUUGAUGAUUAUAUUCAUUACAUAUUGUUGAUGCUUUAAAGGUUGAUAGCAUGAAUUAAGGGGGAGUUUAUUGCUUAUGUUUAUAUACUUUUUGAUGAAUGACAAAAAGGGGAAGAAAGUAUGCUGAAUUCU